Molecule: messenger RNA, 1440 nt
Organism: Funneliformis geosporum
Lineage: Eukaryota; Fungi; Glomeromycota; Glomeromycetes; Glomerales; Glomeraceae
Source: the annotation of a GenBank genome assembly
AUGGUACAAAAUUAUGCGGAAAUAUUGGAAGAUGUUUUAACAAAAGAACAUGGCCUUGUCAAGUUUUUUGGAAAAAUAAAUUUUCCAUUUUCAGAAAAACAACAGGCAGAAAAGAUUUUAUUUGAAGCUUUGAAUAUUAUUGUAGCUGAGAAUGUUAAAACUCAUAAUGAUCAAUUGUUAUUAAAUGAAAAAAAGAAAGAUCAUGGUGAACAAGAUAAUAAUGCUAAUGAAGAAGAAGUUGUGGAAGAAAUGUGCAUGUCAGACUAUGAUGAGUUCACAGACAGAUACCAAAAAAUGGAUAAUGAUAAGAAAUGGGAAUUAACUACUGGAAAGAUAGUUGAAGACGGUCUCUAUGAAUUUUGGAUGAAGUGUAAAUACGAACAUCUAUCUCAUUCAUUCAUUGUUGAUCCUAAUGAUCAUAACUACAUUGUUGAGAAUGUAUUCACCUUGGAAGAACUGAAUGAAAUCAAGGAAUAUAAAUAUAAGAAACUCCCAGAUAUGCCAAUAGAUUUAUUGAAAUAUUUAAACAGUUUUCGCAAAUAUAAUACUCAAGAUCUUAGAAAACUUGUUCUUGAAACUCAAAGUUGGGAUAUGCCUUUCAAUCGUGAUACUCACUUUGAUUUUGACUGGAUCCGAAAUUCUAUCUAUAACCUGCUGAGAGAAUAUGAGGCUAAGAACCUUGAAAAGGGUCAUUUAGAAUUGUGGUAUUUAAUACAUAUAUGGUGUUUUAUUGAUAGAUGUUUUGAAAGCAUUGAUGGAGUAGAAGCUGUAAGGCAAGAAAAUAAGAAAAAAUAUGAAUCGAAAACUUUCUGCAAUUGUAUCAAUAAAGCGAAAGAUUAUGGAAGACGUGCUGAUUUCCUUAUCUGUCAUAUCUCAACUGAAUAUGCAUGCUCUGAAGUAGGAAAGAUAUUUGAUGGUGAGAAUGGAACCAAACUUCUGAAAGAGAGAGGUAAAAAAACACCAAAAAUGAUGAAAGACAUUUUUGAUAAUCUUUGCAUAGCCAUGGGUAUGAAAGAGGAAAAGAUAAGAAGACUACAAUCAAUAGGAUUUGUACAUGCUAAUCUGAUGGUAGCAUUGCUCAGAUUGGAUUCUCCAGAAGGAUAUAUUUGCCGGGUGAGUCGAACAAAAAUGUUUGGCAUUCCUGCCAAAGUUGAUGAAUUUGGCUUCAAAGCAAUUCAUGUUAUUAUGUUAGCCUGGAAAGCAAAAAUGGUUGUAAGAAAUAUGAUUGAUCUUGUGAAGCAAAAUGAUGCAACAGAAUUUGAUGAAGAAAAAGAGCUGAAGGAGUUGCAAAAUGGUUGUGAAUCUCUCCAACAUCUGCUACAUUUACCACCAGAUGAUAGUCAAACACCACCACUUCCUUCUCCAAAGCAAGAUACAGCAUAUUUGACACAUUGCUCUAACACUCCUCAGAAGAGAAUUAGAAUUACAAAUGAAAGGUGA